Molecule: messenger RNA, 1753 nt
Organism: Cuscuta epithymum
Lineage: Eukaryota; Viridiplantae; Streptophyta; Magnoliopsida; Solanales; Convolvulaceae
Source: the annotation of a GenBank genome assembly
CCAGUCUCUGUCUAUCCUAACACGUACUUAAGGGCAUAAAACAUCAACUGACUCCAACUGUUAUCAAACCAUGGAUUUGGUCUCUAACCUCUUAUCUUUCUUCCCCUUCCUUUCUUUCACUGGCUUCGCCAUAGCACUCUACGCCGAAUGGAAAAGAAAGAGGUCGCUGUCGUCUAGAGGCGCGAAACUACCGCCGGGUCCGUCGACGCUCCCUCUCAUUGGAAGCAUGCACCACCUAGCCGGAGCUUUCCCGCUCCGGCGCUUAAGAGACCUCGCCGAGAAACACGGCCCCCUCAUUCACGUCCAGCUCGGCGAGGUCUCGGCCGUCAUCGCCUCCUCCCCGGACAUGGCGAAGGCCAUCUUCAAGACCCACGACCUGGCCUUCGCCUCCCGGCCCAAACUCAUGGUCCCGGAGAUCGUGGGGUACAACCGGUCCGACAUCGUCUUCUCGCCGUACGGGGAUUACUGGAGGCAGAUGAGGAAGAUCUGCAUCGUCGAGCUUCUCAGCUCUAAGAACGUGCAGAGCUUCGGGUCCAUCCGGCUUGACCAAGUGUCUCGCCUUCUGGACGCCGUCACCUCCCACGGCGGCCGACCGGUGAAUCUGACGGAGCUCGUGUUCCGGUUCACGAGCUCCAUGACUUGCCGGUCGGCUUUCGGGAGCGUUUUCGAGGAGGGCGAUGAGUUCAUCACCCACAUAAGAGACGUUCUUGUUUUGCUCGGCGGGUUCGAGGUGGCGGACAUAUUCCCCUCCCUCAAGCUCCUCCACGGGCUCAGCCCAAUGCGGCGGAAGAUCCUCAAGAUCCACAAAAGGGUCGACGCCAUCCUUAACGGCGUCAUCAACGGCCACCAGAAGAGUUUAGACGCCGGCAACAAGGGGAAUGGCGAGUCGGGCGGCGAGGAUCUGAUCGACGUUUUACUCAGGAUGAAGCGUUCCGACGGGCUUCAGUUCCCGGUCACCGACGACAGCAUCAAGGGCGUCGUGUUCGACAUGUUCACCGCCGGGACGGAGACGUCGUCAAUGACGAUCAUCUGGGCGAUGGUCGAGAUGCUCAGAGCCCCGGCCGUGCUGGCCGAGGCUCAAGCUGAAGUGAGAAGAGCUUUCAUUAAGAAGAAAGAGUUUGACCUCAAGGAUGUGGAAGAGCUGAAAUACAUGAAACUGGUGGUCAAAGAAACGCUCCGCCUCCACCCGCCGUCGCCGCUCUCAAUCCCGAGAGAAUGCAUAAAGGAGACGGAGAUAAACGGGUACACCAUCCCGGUCAAAACGUGGAUCAUGGUCAACGUUUUGUCCAUAAGCACUGACCCGGCUUACUGGGAGAAUGCGGAAAGCUUUGUUCCGGAGCGGUUCGAGAAUAGCAGCGUUGACUUUUUGGGGAAUAACUUUGAGUUCCUUCCUUUUGGGAGCGGGAGGAGGAUAUGCCCGGGGCUUUCCUUUGGUUUGGCAAAUGUGUAUCUCCCUUUGGCUAAAUUGCUCUAUCACUUUGACUGGAAGCUGCCGCGAGGACCGGAGUAUUGCCGGAGCGUGGACUUGGCGGAAUCGUCGGGAAUUACUGCCGGGAAGAAGGACGAUCUGUAUUUAGUAGCUACCCCUUACAAUCCACUCUCUUAAACCAUAAUUAAACAGUUGAUAUGUUUAAAUUAAUGUUGUUAUUGAAUUUCUAAUUAUGUUGUACCAUGUGUAACACAAUUUAUCCUGAUGUAUCAAAAAAAUGCGUAACACAAUUUAUAAAAUUUUGUGGUAGAACUUCAAUUUGAA